AUGGUAGAGGCCGCUACGGUGGCCGAAAGGGAGCAAUGGUCCUCAUGGGCCGAUUUUAUAAUGAGUUGUAUCGGUUACGCCAUUGGUCUUGGCAACGUCUGGCGUUUCCCAUAUCUCUGUUAUCAAAAUGGAGGAGGCGCCUUCCUCAUUCCGUACUGCAUCUCGUUGGUCUUCUGUGGAGCACCUCUCUUUAUUCUGGAAACAUCAUGGGGACAGCUUCUAUCUGUUGGUGGAUUGGGAAUGUUCAAAAUUUGCCCAAUCUUCAAAGGAGUCGGAAUCGCAGCAGCAGUCAUGGCAUUCUGGUUGAACAUUUAUUACAUUGUUGUCCUCUCCUGGGCAGCCACUUACUUGUACAAUUCUUUCACAAUGACUGAUGUCCCAUGGAAAAACUGCGACCACUCGUGGAACACUCCAAACUGCCGAUCCGAAUACGUCAAGAUUCCAUGUGAUAGUAACCGAACAAUCGCUGAAUUCUUCAAUGUCAAAGUUUUGACCCAUGAUCAUAUUCAUGAGUACAAAAAGCAAUUUUUCGUUGGAGACAAAAUCAAUUGGACUGUCUGUUCUACUGCGGAUCUUUCUGUUGUCUCUCCGGUAAAAGAGUUCUGGAAUCAUCGUGUUCUUGGAAUCUCCGCUGGGCUGGAACAUCCUGGAGGAAUUCGUUGGGAUCUCGCUUUCUUCCUUCUCAUUGUUUGGAUUAUUUGCUAUCUGUGCAUUUUCAAAGGAGUCAAAUGGACUGGAAAAGUUGUAUACCUUACUGCCUCAUUCCCUUAUAUGAUGCUCUUCUGUCUACUCAUUCGUGGAUUGACUCUAGAAGGAGCUGGUGUUGGACUGGAAUUCUACCUAAAACCGGAUUUUAGUAAACUGCUAGAAUCUAAAGUUUGGGUUGAUGCUGUAACUCAAGUCUUCUUCUCUUAUGGUCUUGGUCUCGGAGCAUUGGUUGCACUUGGAAGUUAUAAUAAGUUCAAUAACAAUGUCUACAAACAAGCUCUCACCGUCUGCUUUGUCAACAGUGGAACCUCUGUUUUUGCCGGAUUCGUAAUUUUCUCAUUCAUUGGUUUCAUGGCCACUCAACAAGAAAAAAGUGUUGCUGAAGUCGCUCAAGCUGGUCCCGGUCUUCUCUUCCUUGCUUAUCCAUCUGGAAUUCUUCAACUUCCUUACACUCAGUUCUGGUCUUGUCUCUUUUUCCUGAUGGUUCUUUUCCUUGGAGUCGACUCUCAAUUCUGCACAAUGGAAGGAUUCUUCACCGCAAUCAUCGACGAGUUCCCUCAAAUUCGUCAGAAAAAAUACGGUCGAGAGAUAUUCGUCGGAGUGAUCUGUAUUAUUUCAUACCUGAUUGGGUUGACUACUGUAACUGAAGGUGGAUUCUACGUUUUCCAACUAUUCGACUUCUACGCUGCUUCCGGAUGGGCUCUUCUUUGGCUUUUAUUCUUCGAAUGUAUCGCUAUUUCUUGGAGUUUGGGAAUCGAUCGUUGGUAUGAACACAUGAAGAGUAUGAUUGGGUAUUAUCCAAGUGGGUGGUGGAAAUUCUGCUGGGUGUUCGCUACCCCAGCUGUUUGCUUCGGAGUUCUCUUGUUCGGAUUGAUCAAAUACCAACCACUUCGUAUUGACGCCUACAAUUACGACUACCCAGUCUGGGGACAUGUCUUCGGAUGGUUCUUGUCUCUCUCAUCUAUGCUUUGCAUUCCUGGAUACGCCAUUUGGAUUUGGUUCAGAACACCUGGAACUGUUCAAGAGAAAAUCAAACUGCUUUGCCGACCAGAUAUUGAGAUAAAGGGUGCCAUGGAAAACGCGGAGAACUUGGAAAUGGCUGAUUAUACUCAUCAAGCUUAG
Caenorhabditis briggsae is the source of this 1830-nucleotide messenger RNA. RefSeq names its product Protein CBR-SNF-11 (gene Cbr-snf-11). Gene Ontology annotation, biological process: sodium ion transmembrane transport. The transcript is spliced from 6 exons. The coding region runs from base 1 to 1830 and encodes 609 amino acids. The record is from RefSeq and is a predicted model, not a curated record. Gene Ontology annotation, cellular component: membrane. NCBI's taxonomy places the organism in Eukaryota, Metazoa, Nematoda, Chromadorea, Rhabditida, Rhabditidae.